UUUUGAGCACAGGGAUCUGAACCAGAUCGUGAAAAGAAUUCUACGUAGGCCUAUUUACUUACGUUAUUGAUACUAAUCACCUACAAGAAUGAGCGAUGGAAAGGGAGCACCAGGCUAUCCGCCCCAGUAUGGACAGCCCUUACAAAAGCCACCACCUGGCUAUAGUGCAGUGCCACAACAUCAACCGUAUGGCCCACCGCCAGGAGCCCCAAUGUACCAAGGUGACCAUCCCCAUUUUCAACCUCAGAUGGGACCCGGACAAACACAGAUUCAAGUGGUACCUCCGCCUCAGACUUUCUCGGAACCCCCUCCACCUGAUUACAUGACCAGAGCCAUUUUCACUACUGUCUGCUGUUUCUGGCCUGUGGGAAUAUUCGCCAUAAUGAAAGCCAGUGAGGCCAAAAAUGCCUAUGCUAGAGGCGACUUUCAACGGGCAAGAGAACAUUCAGACUCUGCUAGGCGACUUUCCAACAUCGCCAUUUUCGCUGGUGUUGCCAGCAUUGUUGUGUCCAUGAUUAUUGUUGGAGUGUAUGUGGGCCUGAUCAUGACCAACAUGAGGAGUUACUAAAAUGAGGGCUGGUCCAUAUAGACAAACCAACAUGUUAUUGAUGGUGGUGCAUGUAGCCAGUACAUGAACAGGGCAGUUAUUGGGCACAGGGACCUGAGAACUUGUUACAGUCUAUGUAUAUUAGGGAUAUGAGGUUUUGAUAUAGUCUAGAUGUAUAUCACCCUAUCCUGGUGUGUAUAAUGAAGGCUAAAUGUUAAAUCCAGUUCACUGAAACCUACAGAAAUGUGCUACUACAUCCACUUGUUUAUGUCCAGAUACACAUAGACUGUAUCAAAUUCUCAGGCCGACGUGUGUUGUUAUGAGGUUAGAAUUUCCAUGUUGUAAGGUGUAGUUUUAUUUGUAGUAUAGUAUUCUUAUUCUUACUUUACUGAAACAAAAAUCAUGACCAAUUGAUAGAUUUAUAAAUUUGAAAACUGAAAAGAUGAACAAAAAGUAUAUUUUUUAAUUUUGAAUCUAAGCAUAGACAUUUUGUGUGAUAAUCUAUUUGAUAUAGAAAUGAUAAAUGAAGAACAAUAUACAGUGUAUUUUUAUUAGGUAAGAUUAUUUUAGCUGUAUUUUACAUUAAUUGUAUAAAGAUAAUCUGUAAUACUGGUGUUGAUUGUCCCAUGUUUAAGUAUUUACACAUUAAUUAUCUAUAUUGUGCAGAAGAUUGUAUCAUCCCUUUCUUGCCACAGAGGUUGUUCAGUUGAUUACUGUUAAAGAAGAAAUAUGAUGAUUAUAGUACAUAGUUGUACCCAUUUGUCUGGAAAAGAGAUAUUUAUUAUAUAUAAUUAGUUAAUUUUUUUUUAUAAAUUUCUCAGAAAAUAUAUUAGGUACAAAGCAUACAAAAUUAGUGUUUGAAAAGAUAAUCAAUUUUGAAACUCAAUGCAGGAUAGCCAUGUUUUUUUUUUAACAUGGCUGAGAUUCCAAGACAAAAAUGAUUUUAUUUUGUGGAUUUUGAAAAUUUCACAAAUUUGUUGGAUUUUGAGAAUUGGAUUUAACUCCCUAUCAUUUUUUCAUUUUUACAAAUCUUGAAUAAGAAUUAAAAUUAAUAUACAAUAUAGGGUCUCGUGAAAGUGUCUUUCCUUCUGAAUUUACAUAUUUGUCAUGGACUCUUAAAGAGUUUCAUUGAGUCUGAUUUGGAGUAUUAAUUCAAUUUACUUAAUAUAAUUCCCGUAAAUAAUGUAUUAAUACAAUUUAAUAUAUAUAAUGCCUGUAUAUAAUGUAUAAGGAUUUGAAGAUUACAGGGUCACAAAAUUCAUGAUGUUGGGAGUCUUGAAAUUCUUUAUUUAUUUUGAAUUCUGUAUGUUGAAAUGUAGCUGUUAAUGUUAUAGGAUUUUAAAAAUUAGGACCCUAUAUUUUCAAAGUUUUACAAAUUAUAGUAGUUGUAUUCAAUGUCGACCAAAUUCUUGCUUUAUUUCAGCACCACAACUUGUCCCAGUAUUCUACCUCUAAAUCUCGGCCUUUUUUUCCGAGUUUUCUAGGUGUGAUGACAGUCCUAUCAACAAUGUGUAUAUCCAAAAGAAAGAGUUUAAAGAUUAAUUAUUGAUUCUGCCUUGAUUCAGUGAUUAAUCACAAAUUCCCAACCCCAUGGCCUGUAAGAUAUCUAAAUUAUAAGAUAUUUGUUGCCAUCCUCUAGAGGGGCGAAAAUGGGAGAUCUCCCACCAAGGGGUUGUUCAAAGUGGAAGAUUUAGGGCGGCGACAUUUUAACAACAUAAAAUUGUUUUUGUGCAGUAUUUUUCGUCAUGAAGUACCCAAUGUUGUUUUAUUAUUAAGACACUUAGAAGAAGGACCACUGCAAAUCUGUGUCAAGUCCCUCUAGAAGCAGCUUAUAAUAGUGUCAGGACUAUGUGAACUGAAGUAGAUCUAGAAUCCUACCACAAGCCUCUUCAUUGUGUUCUCAUGACUUAAGCCCCAGUGGCCAUGCUAUUUAUUAGAUGGACCAUUGCAAAUCCCAAGUCCCAGUGGCAAUGCUACUUAAUAGAUGAACCAUUGCAAAUUCAAGUCCCUUUGGCCAAGAUACUGAAAAGAUGGACCAUUGCAAAACCGAAGUCCCAGUGGCAAUGGUACUUCAUAGAUUGACCAUUGCAAAUUUAAGCCCCAGUAGCCAUAAUAUUAAUAUAUGGACCAUUUCAAAUUCUAGUCCAAGUGACCAUGAUAUUUAAUAGAUGGACCAUUGCAAAUCACAAAUCCCAGUGGCAAUGCUACUUAAUAGAUGGGCCAUUGCAAAUUCUAGUCCAAGUUGUCAUGACAUAAAUAGUUGGUCCUUUGUAUUGUACCUAAAAGGAAGUGUCCUCUUCUGUAUGCUUUUGUAAAAUAGAUAAAUUUGGAUUAGUUUGUUUAGAAGUAGUAAUCAGGUUGAUGGCAUUUACAGUGAUUUACUGAUUAUAAAAUACAAUUCGACCGUCAUCUCUCUGUUUGGUACACUCUAUUAAAGUAAGCUACUCUAAAUAGAUAUAGGAUGGUCAGAUUAUCACCAGAUGUUUUCUCUGAUUGGGUGGGUAAAGGUAUUGGGUCACCUGCCCUACCAUGGGAGUUUAUUUCAUUAUCUUUUCUGCAAAGAAAAUAUUUGUCUCUUUUGCAGUCUUUCUGUUCACAAAUGGUUUCCAUACCCCAGGUAGGCUUAUUUAUAAGCAUACUUACACCAAAGUUUUAUUAUCUUGAAAACAAUUUGUAUUCUUAGAAAGCUGACCCCCAGGGGAAAUGUUGCCACAAUAAUUGAAAUUCACAUUAAUACUAUAAUUUCAUAUCCAUACCUGAAUUUGGCUUCCAUUUUAGGCUUUUUUUGAUUAUUUUUCCCAUUCUUUUAAGCAUCAACAAAAUAAUUGAUGAAUGUGAGGUAUCUCUUAGCAAAACAAGCGUGAUUGGCUUGAUUUUUUGUUUAUAAUGAUAAAAGAACUUUUGAGUUAAUCGGUGUAAAAUUAAUCUGCACUAUUGGCACUUUAUGGGGUCUAUAUAUUGACAUUGUUCUCAUUGUGGUUUUGAUCAGGUGAAAUACUGUAAAGUGCUUUUUAAAAAAUGCUUUUAUAAUAUAGUGAUGUUGUCAUUUAUUACUGGGCUGUAUGCAUUGAAAAAUGCAGUGAUAUUGUGUUUCAUAAAUUAAUAUUUUUCCAGAUCAAGUUCUGGCUGAUGAAAUCAAUGGGUUAUUAUGUAUACCAAGACACACAAGAUAUUUACACUUUCCAAUAUAAAUUGAGAGUUGGAUACAGUAGAGACCAAAAAUGAAUGAACCUACAUCUUAUAGCUAUUUCGUCCUUCUAGAACUCGUCAGUGAUGUUAUUGGCCUGAUCUUACCCUGGUACUCUCCUAAAGCCUCAUGGGCUGUCGGGGUUUUUUGCCUCUAUUUUAUGAAAAAAAGUGCCAUUUGAAGUUAUUUUGUUGACAGUUUUAAUGUGUUCAAAUACUUUUACAUUUUAAAAAUUUCACUUUGAAAUGAAGUUAAAUGAAUUACAUGCAUUUGUUUUUAUACAGACAGUUUUUAUAUGGACAAGGUUAAUUACGUUUCUGUUUAGAACUGAUACCGUUGCUUGCCUUAUUAAAUACCAUAGAAUAUGCAUUACUAAUAUUCUGAAUUACUUUAUGUUUUGUUGAUAUAUAAAGUGACAGAAAUGGUUUUGAUAAUUUGGUAUUUUAGAAUUUUCAAUAUAGACAUUCAGUUUGGUUUUUCCUUCUUUUAAAUGGAUUUUGUUUGGUUUAUUUUCAGAAUGAAAAACAAUUAUAUUUUUUACAUUUUUUUUUUUUUAAAACAUGAUUUGUCUAAUUGUUACUAUCAUUUAUCUAGUUUUUACUAUCAUGAACAGAUAUAAAGGUUUGUUGUAAUUUUUCAACAUACGUGUAUAUUUCAAAUAAACAUGUCAGUAUAAAA
Messenger RNA from Pecten maximus, 4412 nucleotides. RefSeq names its product proline-rich transmembrane protein 1-like. Gene Ontology annotation, cellular component: membrane. Bases 89 to 568 code for a protein of 159 amino acids. The transcript has 4 exons. NCBI's taxonomy places the organism in Eukaryota, Metazoa, Mollusca, Bivalvia, Pectinida, Pectinidae. The record is from RefSeq and is a predicted model, not a curated record.